Coregonus sp. 'balchen' is the source of this 1932-nucleotide messenger RNA. The record is from the annotation of a GenBank genome assembly. Lineage: Eukaryota; Metazoa; Chordata; Actinopteri; Salmoniformes; Salmonidae.
AUGACUGAGAAACUGAGUAAAGAAAUGGUGGAGCUGCUGCUGGCACCAUGGCGAUCGUCUCCAAGGGUGACGGGACUGGAGGGCAGGCUGGUGGCAGCGUUGGAACUGUAUGACCACUUCCCUUUAGAUGUGGCUGUUACUGGGGGAACCCAGGAGGCCAACACUCAGCUGGCCAGAGCACUGUGUGGGUUAGUAGAGGAAGAGGAGGAGGAGGAGGAGGAGGAGGAGGAGGAGGGGGAGGAGAAAGAGAAAAGUGAGGAUGAGGAAGCUAGUGAUGGAGAUGCAGAUGAUGAAAUUGAGAUUUCUGGGACUCUGACUAAAGUGUUUGAGAGAGAAGAAAAACGACAGGUUAAGGAAAGUGAGGAGGACAACAAUAAGAGGGAUGACUCUCCCACUGAGAAACAACCCAUCGUCCUGCACCCCAAAUCACCAAUGGUCCUGCACCCCAAAAUCCCCAACAUUCGGAUUUGGACAAUUCCAAGCCUCGAUGGCCAAAACCACCCUAUUGAACACUUCGAUGUGUUGGUGGUCCUCACCUCAGAGCAGUACCAGGAUGACCUCCCAGGGCCUAUCAUGGAGCUCCGCGACAGGGACCAACCGCUGUUCUUAGUCAGAGCUGAACAGGAGUGGGACCUGGUCCAGGAGAAGCUCACAGGACCCUGUAAGACCUGUGCCUGGGAGAGAAUGAGAGCCCGUCAGAUGGAGAUUGAGAAGAAAAGGCUGGCAGCCACAGCUGGAGGAGCCGAGGUCCCAGAAGAUGUCAAGCAAACGUUACUAGAGUUAAGGGAGAUUGGAGCGACAAUGACUACAGCUCUGACUGAGCUGAGAAAGAAAGCCUUCUGUCAGUUCAUGGUGGAUGUUUUCAGAGAAAACGGAGUUCCAAAAUUGCUGAGGAAUGCCGAACAGUGAGUGUGUGUUUAGUCUCAUGUUAUGGUUAAUUGUGCAAACGAUGUGUGUACAGAUAAUUAAUAUUAAUGAAACUACAUGGCAAUUUUCCAGAUUUAGAGUAAAUAAUCAAGUUUGUCCCUUGAGGAGAUACUGUGAAACAAACCAUUACAUAAUUUGUAAUAUCAUGUGAUAUGGACAUUUCCCAGGUAUAUUUUUUAUUGACCCAAAUCACACUUCUUUGUAUCAUUGCAUCCUUUUGCUCAUAUCCUUCCCUACAGUUCUCUGCUGUCAGCUGGACUGAGAAUGGACAAGGUGCGUCAAGGGGACAUUGAUCGGCAUGGACACCUGUUCCAGUCCAGAGAUCUGACCAACCCCCCAUCCAGACUUCUCUCCGCCCUCACAGCCCUGGAGCACCUCCGACUGGACCUGGGGGUCCUCGGGCAGACGGGUUGCGGCAGCUCCAGCUUAGUCAACUCCCUCCUGGGCUUGAAGAACCAGGACGAGAGGGCGUCUCCCACUGGAGUCACUGAAACCACCAUGGAGGCUCUGGGGUUCCCUCACCCUGAGCUGCCUAAUGUCUGGCUGUGGGAUCUACCAGGGAUGGGCAGGGUGGGGGAUCUUGUUCCCUCCUCGACCAAGACAGAUCAGAAGGCUCCUUCAUCUUCUCCACAACCUCCAUCUCCAUUCCCUCCUCUGUCUCUGACUCCUCUGCACCCACCAUGUGAUGUCUACAUCCUGGUCUCGCCUCUCAGGCUUAGCCAGGUCUGUGUCCAGCUGCUGCAGAGUCUGUCAGCUCAGGGGAGGCUGUGCUACCUGGUCCUCUCCAAGGCUGACCUAAUGGGGGAGGGGGCUGUUGAAGAGGUUAGAAGGUGGAGUGAGGAGGCCCUAGGUCGUCUAGGCCUCAAACAGACCACUUUCCUGGUGUCAGCUCUCCACCCAGGGGAGCUGGACUUCCCCAGGCUGCACGAGGCGUUGUGUGGUGCACUGGCUUCCCACAGAAGGGCUUCCCUUGCCCAUUAUGUUGUAGAGCUUUUGGAAUCAGAG